Molecule: messenger RNA, 1392 nt
Organism: Cryptosporidium ubiquitum
Lineage: Eukaryota; Apicomplexa; Conoidasida; Eucoccidiorida; Cryptosporidiidae
Product: pre-mRNA splicing factor domain-containing protein
Exons: 1
Coding region: 1-1392 (463 amino acids)
Biological process (GO): mRNA cis splicing, via spliceosome; regulation of alternative mRNA splicing, via spliceosome
Cellular component (GO): catalytic step 2 spliceosome; U2 snRNP; U2-type prespliceosome
Molecular function (GO): RNA binding
Source: RefSeq, a predicted model, not a curated record
AUGACUAACCAAGUUGGCUUAAUUUAUCCUCCAUUUGAAUUAAGAACGACAAUUGAUAAGACUGCCAGCUUUGUAGCAAAAAAUGGGGAGGCGUUCGAAUCUAGAAUACUUAGUGAGUCAGGGAGUAUUAAGUUCACGUUUCUGAAUAAGGAUAAUCCUUUUCAUUUAUAUUACAAGAAACGACUUGAAGACUUUAAAAAUGGUAUUUCUAUUGAUGAUGGCGGACCUACGAUUCCUAGAGCUAUAUUAGAUAUGAAUAGUAGGAAGGAGAAACAAGAAGUUGCAGAAAAGGAAGUAUUGAUGCUAACAUCUUUCUGUGGAAACUUUGGGUUCAUGGGGGGUGCUGUAAUGGAGCCUGAAGAGCCCAGAAAAGAUCAAUACACUGUUUCUCAUCCUAUGAUUUCAAUAAAGGACGAGUCAGUAAUAAAAAUUACAGCAAUGUAUUUGUCUAGGAACGGGCAAUCUUUUUUAUCGGAGUUAACUAGUAGAGAGGCAAAUAACCCUCAGUUUGAUUUUUUGAAACCUGGGCACGCAUUAUUUGGAUACUUUGCGGACCUAGUCGAAACUUACUCACUUUGUUUAAUUCCAAAUAAGAAUUAUCUAAUGCAGAUGAAAAAAGAAGCCGAAGAUCUACAGAUGAUAUUCAGGCGUUGUUAUAAGAACAGCCUUUGGAGAAAGAAGGAAAUUGACUCAAACAGUGAUUUAUUAGAAUUAGAAAAUAAAGACCAUAUAGACUUGGAAUGGGUGGCAAUCAACAUUGUUGAAACUGUUGAUUUUGAAGAUAUAUGUACUGACCUGCCUGAACCAGUCGAUUUUUCAACUCUUUCAAAGGUAGUUUUGGAGUCUUCCUUAGACACUCUAAAUGAGCAUGAUAGGAAGGAUCUUUUAGAGGACGAAAUUCAAAGCGAAGAGAGACAGAUUAACGUUUUAGUUGUAGAGAAGGAAAGAGCAAAUGAUAUGGAAGUUUCUAAUGAAGUAAAUAACGGAAAAAAUGAUGAUGCUUCUGAACAAGAAGAAUUUAAAAAUAUUAAAAUAAUAAAGAACUAUGUUAGAGUACCAAAAAAGAGGGGAUAUGCCACCAAGGCAGAAGAACAAAGCUUGAAAGGAAAAAUGUACAGAUGUCCAAUUACAGGUCAGUCAAUUCCAGUUGAGGAGAUUUCAAAUCAUAUGAGGAUUCUACUGUUAGACCCGAAGUGGAAACAACAGAAGGACCAAUUAAUACAGAGGGCGCAACAAGAUUCUGCCUUCACAGCAUCUUCAAACAUAGAAGAAAAUCUGGCUGCCUUUGUUUCAAAGCGUCCCGAUCUCUUCGGCACAAUAGAAGAGGCGGUGGCAGGGAGCCACGGUUUUGAGGAUACAGGGGGAAAGAACAAGAAACAAAAGUUUCAGUAG